Molecule: messenger RNA, 1336 nt
Organism: Zea mays
Lineage: Eukaryota; Viridiplantae; Streptophyta; Magnoliopsida; Poales; Poaceae
Product: metalloendoproteinase 1
Biological process (GO): proteolysis; collagen catabolic process; extracellular matrix organization
Cellular component (GO): extracellular matrix
Molecular function (GO): metalloendopeptidase activity; zinc ion binding
Source: RefSeq, marked validated
GCCGGCCGGCUGACCACGCUGCCCGUGAGCUAUCGGGUAGCGAGCCUUAAAGCUUACGUGACAGCUCGGUUUGCUGUGUGUUCUCUGCGCGGUCGGCCCGGCGAACUUCCUCUGGUUCCUGAUGAUGGAUGUAUCGCAAGUUGCCGCAGCCGUGGCGCUGAUGGCGUUCGCGGUCGCGUUUCCGGCGUCGGCCUUCCCGUCCGGCUUCCCGCCUGGGACGCCACCAGCGUUCCCGAAUCCGUGGGCGGCGUUCCAGAACCUGUCUGGCUGUCACAUGGGGGAGGAGCGGCAGGGCUUGGCCGGGCUCAAGGACUACCUCAGCCACUUCGGCUACCUCCCGCCGCCGCCGCCGUCGUCCCCCUUCAGCGACGCGUUCGACCAGAACCUGGAGGCGGCCAUCGCGACGUACCAGCGCAACUUCGGGCUCAACGCCACCGGCGCGCUGGACCCGUCCACCGUCUCGCAGAUGGUCGCGCCUCGCUGCGGCGUGGCCGACGUCAUCAACUCCACCAUGGCGAGGAGCUCCUCCGCCGACGCCCACGGCAGGCACCUGUACGCCUACUUCCCCGGGGGGCCGACGUGGCCGCCGUUCAGGCGGGACCUCAAGUACGCGAUCACCGCGACCUCGGCGGCCGCGUCCAUCGACCGGUCCACGUUGAGCGACGUCUUCGCGCGCGCCUUCUCCCGGUGGGCCGCCGCCACCAACCUGCGGUUCGCGGAGACCGCGUCGGAGUCCGACGCCGACAUCACCAUCGGCUUCUACUCGGGCUCGCACGGCGACGGCGAGCCGUUCGACGGGCCCCUGGGCACCCUCGCGCACGCCUUCUCGCCCACGGACGGCCGGUUCCACCUGGACGCCGCGGAGGCGUGGGUGGCCGGCAGCGACGUGUCACGCUCGUCGGCGACCGGGGCGGUGGACCUAGAGUCCGUGGCGGUGCACGAGAUCGGCCACCUACUGGGGCUCGGCCACUCCUCGGUGCCGGACGCCAUCAUGUACCCGACGAUCCGGACGGGGACGAGGAAGGUGGAGCUGGAGGCCGACGACGUCCAGGGGAUACAGAGCCUGUACGGGAGCAACCCCAAUUUCAAGGGCGCGACCCCGACUUCGCCGGCGACGAGCAGCCGCGAGAUGGACAGUAGCGCCGGCGCCGGAUGCCGACCAGAUAGAGUCUUCGUCGGAGUAGUUGCGGUUGCGGCAGUUGGCCUGCUCCUCCUAGUCCUCUAGUGCCGUAGACCUCUAGUGUUCGCCAUUUUUUUUUUUUUUUUGGCCACGUCCUUCCUUGUAUCGAUUUGUUGCUCGAUUAGCUGAUUCUUGGAUAUAUUCUUGUGUACAUAA